Messenger RNA from Penicillium pulvis, 1368 nucleotides. RefSeq lists its product as uncharacterized. NCBI's taxonomy places the organism in Eukaryota, Fungi, Ascomycota, Eurotiomycetes, Eurotiales, Aspergillaceae. Bases 1 to 1368 code for a protein of 455 amino acids. The transcript has a single exon. The record is from RefSeq and is a predicted model, not a curated record.
AUGUCCAUUCUACUCCCGUUUCGAGAUAAACGGCUGCCGCCGGUACCUGCAGCAGCUUCCACAUACCAUCACGACCCCCUUCUCUACAUUGAGCGACAGUCUAAGCACAUCCAACGCUCUCUCCAGACUUUAAUUGAUGCACAAAGCGACGGUCUACUCUCUGGAAUUGCUCAGCCCCAACCAGACGGUACCUCUGAGGGGAGCUUCACCCCGACCUCCUCUACAGCUGGUCGGUCGCGGUCUCCCUCCACAACUCCCGCAAGACAACCCCGACCAAAAAAGAUAGGACUGAGAGCUGCACGAGAUGGGAUCUUUCAGUCGAUAUAUGAUCUACUUAAGCUACGAGAAGAAGAGCGAGAAAUACUCUCGUCUCAGACAGAUGAGAGAGACAAUGCGCUGCAUGAGAUCCAAGGUUUUACCUCGAGGCGAAACGGUCUGGAACAAGCUAUUUCUGUGAUACACAAUGACCGAGAGAAUGGGCGCGCUAAACGGCUUCAAGAGGAGGCCCGUGGCCUCGAGACUGACAUUCAUGAACUGGAAACCAGGCUUUAUGAGAUGAAAGCCAAACACAGACACCUAGUCAGCGAAAUCGCGGACAUCGAGAACUCCGUUGAUGCUAAAUUAUCCUCUUAUACUGAAUCAUUGUCCAUUCUACAGUCAGACAUUCGAAACUACCUCCGCGAUCCCCAGGUUCAGCCCCUCUCGCGGCAACCUAGCGAGUCUACUUUAUACUCAUUGAAUCCCAAACGCCGCACACUUGAGAUGGCCCAGGAGCUUUGGAAAAAAGAACAGGAGGAUCUGCACAAGAGACAACAGGAGGUGGAUGCAGAGAUUCUGGCACUGGAGGAAGGAGGCGGAGUCUGGAAGCAAGUCAUGACGGACGUGUGUAGCUUUGAGAAACGGCUUAGAGUCUACAUGCGACGCUUCAUGCAGUUGGAUGUGCAGGCGAACAAUGGCGCACCGAUAGGGGAUAGCAAAGAAGAUGUGGCAGCCAGCGUCUCGAAUGAUUUAGAGCAAACCACACAGCGGCUGGAAUCUCAUUUGGAGCAUGCCGAAGUGAAGGACUGGAGACUUCUUGUCUGUUGCAUUGCAGCAGAGCUGGAAGCUCUCCGAGAAGCAAGGGCAAUGUUACUUCCCGCCUUUGGCUUGCCUGUGCCCGAGUCACCGGUCGCCUCAUCGCCGUCCUCUCCACAAGCACCCCCAGAGGAAGCCACGAUUGAGCAUGCAGAAGCCCUCGUGGACCCGUUGGAUAAUGAGGACUCUGACCCACCGGCAGACUUGUUGAAGGAUGAGGAUAGCCACCAUACAGACACAGCGUCAAGGUCAGAGGAUGACGAACCCGAUCCAGCAUGGCUUCUUGAAGCCUAA